Molecule: messenger RNA, 1688 nt
Organism: Epinephelus moara (kelp grouper)
Lineage: Eukaryota; Metazoa; Chordata; Actinopteri; Perciformes; Serranidae
Product: golgin subfamily A member 7B-like
Exons: 5
Coding region: 77-556 (159 amino acids)
Biological process (GO): peptidyl-L-cysteine S-palmitoylation; protein targeting to membrane
Cellular component (GO): palmitoyltransferase complex
Source: RefSeq, a predicted model, not a curated record
CGCGGUGUCCCGCACAGCACAAGCAAACGGUUGUCGUUUUCAGCACGGGACAGAUCCUGCACCCUCUCACUGCAACAUGGCGACAGAGUUUCAUAACCUUCAGGAGCUGAGGCACAGUGCGUCGCUGGUAACAAAGGUGUUUGUGCAGAGAGACUACAGCGAAGGAACCGUCUGCCGCUUCCAGACCAAGUUCCCCUCAGAGCUCGACAACAGGAUUGAGCGAACCUUGCUCGAGGAGACGGUGAAGACCCUGAACUCUUACUAUGUGGAGGCCGAAAAAAUCGGAGGUCAGUCGUACCUGGAAGGAUGUUUGGCUUGUGCAACAGCUUAUAUGGUGUUCCUCUGCAUGGAGACACGCUAUGAGAAGGUGCUGAAGAAGAUAUCAGGGUACAUCCAGGAGCAGAAUGAGAAGAUCUACGCUCCUAGAGGUCUGCUGCUCACAGACCCCAUAGAGAGAGGAAUGAGGGUUCUAGAGAUCAGUGUUUUUGAAGACCGGGGCUCGGGCAGCUCCAGUCCCAGCAGCAGCAUGUCGUCGGCAGGCAGCAGCGCUCGGUGACUGGAGGGGCAGCGCCAGGCUUACGGGUACCACCACAGGGGCAGCGGGACUCUUACCAACAUCCGCAUGCUGAAACAUGAGAGCACCAGGUUCUAAGACGAGUGGAGAGCGAAAAAGGCGAGGAGGUGAUCCACAGCAUUCACACUCUCCCUGCUGGGGCCUACGAUGUACCACCACGAGAACAGGAGCUGGCUUACACAAACACACUGGAUAACAGAAUAAACACAAGUGCAACAGAACCCACACAGCUAGCAGACACACGCACAAGCCAACAUCCAGAGUGUCUGUGAGGGAAUGUCUUUCAUUCUCCAACAGCUAUCCAAACCAAAAUCUUUUGUUCCAAUUUUUCCUUUCACCUUCCCUCUCAUUCCAUCACGUCUGUUCCAUGAGUCACACCAUCUCUGUCGUACAGCUGAUUCAGCGGGCUUACCCUUGAUUAGACUGGAUGUCAGUGCUUGAUUGUUUCCAGGGGGGUCACUGUCACUAUGUCUAUCUGCUGAUGCAUUGGCAGUGUAGUCUGAGGUCUGUGCAGCAGCUCUGAAAUCUGGACGGAGGAAAACUACCAGCCUCUUGGGAGACCCAAUGUUCUCCGGUCUCGCUGAAUGAUUGCAUUCAUGUCAGGUGGUUGGGGUCAAGCCGCUUUGAAUGCUGGCAAAUUGGGCCUGCUGUGGGACCACUCUGCUCUGUGCUCUGUUCACAUGCAUUUGGCUUCAAUAUCAAACAGCUAACAGAGAGCACCUUGGAUUAUUUAUCCUUCUCAUUCACAGCAGUGGAUACUAGUGAUCCACAUCACAGCUGCAGGUCACACUCCUACGCAUACACACACACACACACACACACGCAUACAAAUGUACACAACUGUGCCCAAGUACUCGUACAGACACUAGUGAGGGGACAUGCACGCACAUGCAUACUGUAUACACAUAACUGUGGCUAGUGGCCGUGCGUUCCUGCACACAAAAUCCUGGCAGACGUGGAGUUGGAGUCGAUCCUACAGACAAUAUUCUCUGUGGUCUCAGCUCAUUGGGAACGCAAGCAAACCCAGGCAGGCCCUGUAAGACUGCGCUAGUUUCCCUGGUAGUGUGUACAUGUAUCUGGCGUGUUGUGCACAGAGUGUCUGCAGGUCCUUAAA